CAAGAUAAUUAGUCUUGACUUUAUAACUGCCUGUUAACACUGCAGCAGACUAGAGGGCUGCACUGGGCAUGCUCAGUCCGAUAGCAGCAUCAGCCUGUCGGUAGAGCAAAGUGGUGAGGAGGAGCGUAAAGGGAGAAAGAGGGAGGAGAGAGGGAUCUGAUAUUCACACAGGACCUUCACAUGAGACGAGGACUGUACGAGGCAAUGGCAACAACUGGAGUGUUAUGACGGCAUCAGCUGUGAAGAAAAGAUGGGAGCCAGAUGAGGUUUUUUGAGUCAGCGUAGAGAUGUAUGCCUUCUACUCUCUUCUAGUCUACAUUUUCUACACAGUUUUUAAAAAGGAGGAGGACGAGGCUUUGGAGGGAGCAUGUGGUGGCGCAUCUACAAACGAGGCAGAACAUGUUUCCAUGGAAACAGGGAGCAAGAGAUGUGGCCACACCCCCAAAUUGGGAAAAAAGGCUUUUGCUCGGCUUCAGCUUGACUCAAGCAGCAGCAGUGACAGUGAUGAGUUGUCUCCAAGUGAUGAGGAUGAUGCAGAUGGCACAGAUCUCCCAGCAUGCACUCCUCUGGCUGCGUUCUUGUCCUUCAAACAAGAGGCAGAGCAGAGAAGGACCUCACAACACCAUCUUGAAACAGCAGCAAAGAUCACAGACUCUCCCCUGGUGGCUGUGAUGUCCCACUUAUUGACUUUCCUGGAGCAGUAUUCACACUUCCAACAACUGCAGCAACAGGCCGACCAGUACAGGGUUCAACUAAAGAGACACCGCGUUCAACAUCGACGUCAAAUGAAGGCACUGAGAGCUUCAUAUCGCCAAAGACUUAAGGACAAGAAGAGCAUCAUAACCAGUCUGGAAGAGGCCUUUAGUCAGCAACAAGCCCAGAGUCCCCAGAGUGAAGGUGAAUGCAGUGGUGACAGUGCGGCACAGGGGGGAGUCCAUCUCUUGGUGGAGUCACUGUACGGUCUCCAGAGCGAGAGGAGUCAUCUGAGAGGAGAACUGCGUCUGCUGCAUUCACAGCUCGAGCAGAAAGACAAAGACCGAUACUCAAGAAUACAGGCCUUCCAGCAACAGAUUGAUGAAUUGAAAGGAUGCAUAGAGGAACGAGAAGAAGAGCUAUCCAGACUGAGAACUGCUUCUGGUGCUACAGACUCGGAGAAAAGGGUGCUUUGUUUAACGGCAGAGAACGAGAGUCUUAAGCAAAGCCUGAGUGUGACACAGGGUCUUCUGCAACAGCUGUCCACCAUCCCCUCCCAGUCCAGCAACAUGAUCAUGAAGGAAAAUGAGAACCUGAGGAGCAGAGUGCAGCAGUUGGAGAUGUCACUCCAGCAGAGGGCGGAGCAGUUAUCAAACCUGGAACGCCACAGUGAAGCGAGUGAGUGGAGACGAGGAGAGGAGCUGAGGAAACGUGAGGACCGAGUCAGGGAACUGCAACUGGAGUUAGACCGAGAGAGGGCAAAGGACCCAGUGGUUAAGUAUGUGACUCAGACUGUAGAGGUGGAGUCCCCUGCAACUUUGAAGCAUCUAAAUAAAGUCAGACAGAAGAAUGAAGUGCUCUCUGAAAAACUGGGCCAUCAGAACGAGAGGUGCAAACAACUGGAGGAACAGAUCAGGAAGUCCGACGAAUACAGCUGUAACCUGCAGCACAAGAUUGCAGCAUAUGAGAGAGAAAUCAGCUCACUGAGGGAACAACUACUGAGGGAGAUUGGGCAUUUGGAGGAGAGGAAGGAGGAAGCAGUGAAAGCUGCUGCCAGCUGCUCUGCGGAGCACUUUCAGAAUCUCCAGGACCAGUUCUUUUGCUUACAAAAGCGCUUGACUUCACUACCACCAACUUUACGUUCCAUGAAGACAGAUUAUGCCAGCCUGAGGAGCCAAGUCCGAAACUUUUCAGACUUUUAUGGAUCUGCUAUCAAUGAGGCAAAAAAACAAAUUUCUGCUGCUAUCACUGAGAUGUCAGAAGCCAAUAAAGAUCUCCUGGAGAAAUACAGGAAAGAGGUAGCACUGCGGAGGAAGUACCACGAGCAGCUGGUGGAACUUAAAGGUAACAUUCGUGUGUUGUGCCGUGUGAAGCCAGUAUUGAAAGAAGACCAACACGAGGAGGGUCAAUCUGUAGUUGUGACCCCUGACCCCAAUAACGAGUCCUCCCUGACAAUCCUCAACAAGGGGAAAGAUCGGAUCUUUGAACUGGACAAAGUUUUCCAACCUCAGGCCACACAGGAGGAGGUCUUCCAGGAAAUUGAACCUCUCGUUACCUCAUGCAUUGACGGAUACCAUGUCUGUAUUUUUGCUUAUGGACAAACUGGUUCUGGCAAAACCUACACCAUGGAGGGAAGUGUAGAGAACCCGGGCAUAAACAAGCGUGCGCUCAAACAGCUCUUUAAUGUGAUUGAGGAUCGUAAAGACAUGUGGUCUUACUCUGUCACUGUAAGCUCAGUGGAGAUCUACAAUGAGGUGCUCAGAGAUCUGCUCAGUAAAGAUGGAGAGAAACUCGACAUAAAGAUAAACCCAGAUGGAACCGGACAGCUGCACGUGCCAGGCCUGAGAGUCAUUGAAGUGAGGAACUUUCAGCACAUCAAGAAGAUAUUAGCGACUGCACGACGAAACAGGGUCACGUUUGGGACGCAGAUGAACCAGCACAGCUCACGCUCUCAUGCUCUGCUCUGUGUCACUGUAGAGGGAAUAGACCUCGCAACAGGGUCUAAAACCACAGGCAAGUUAAACCUGGUGGAUCUGGCCGGUUCAGAGAGAGUGUGGAAGUCCGGAGCAGAGGGAGAGAGACUGAAGGAGGCCCAAAAUAUCAAUCGCUCCCUGCUGGCACUGGGUGACGUCAUCCAGGCUCUGAGGGCUCGGCAGACUCAUAUCCCCUUCAGAAACUCUCGCCUCACGUAUCUGCUGCAAGACUCGCUGGGAAAAGGCAGCAAGACUGUGAUGGUUGUCCAGGUGUCAGCUCUAGAAAGCAACCUCGGAGAAACUUUAUGCUCACUUAAAUUCGCCCAGAGAGUUUGCAAGGUGGAACUGGGCCCAGCAGCCAGGAAGAUUGAAUCUGGUGGAUUAUGCGACUGACAGACUGCCUAAGGUGCUUCCCACUUCUACCUGUUAUAGCAAGAAGUAUUAUUUAAUAUUUGAAUUGAAUCCCAACUACAGCAACAAUGUGAAGAAACAGCAAACUUGCACAAGGGCUAAAGUAGCAGUCUAUGUGGCAAAUGCAUGUCAACUUAUGACUGAGGGCAUCAUAUAGUGCUCCAUAAAAACCCUUUAGUUUAAAAGAAAUACUUAACUGGGGUAUGGGUGCUAAACAGUUCCAUCUUAAAUCUAAAGCAAACCAUGCUUUGUGCACCUCAAAUAUUUUCUGUGAAGAGGCUUAUGUGUUUCAUGCAGUAUCACCCCAAACUGGUUUAAUAUCUUGUAUUUUAUAUUUGAUUUAAUCCACAUGGGCUAUAUUUCCCAUCUCGCUCUAAAUGUAUGUAGCUAGUGUGCUUCACAUGCAUUGUUGUUCUCUGUUGAGGUCUGUAAACGUGCAUUUUACAUAAUAUUGUGCUUUGGAUGAACUUGUAGAUGAGCAAAGACAAAUGUCCAGAUGGAAAUUGAACCGGUGGCCUUGUGGUAUUAUAAUGAACUGUGCAAUAUGCCCCAGACGAGGGCCAGAUGCACUUUAUAAUGAGAGGGCCUGUAUAUCGCAUUAGGGGUCUUCAGUAGAUAAUACUAGUGAAAGUCAAACCAAAAACUAAACGUUCAUGUAUUUAUCACCUUUUGGAUCGUUGGAUCUAAUGUAGCAAAUUACCGUUUCUGUAUUUUACCCCUAUUCAAGAAAUUCAACUGUAU
This is a messenger RNA of Periophthalmus magnuspinnatus, 3818 nucleotides long. Its product is annotated as kinesin-like protein KIFC3. Gene Ontology annotation, biological process: microtubule-based movement. Gene Ontology annotation, molecular function: microtubule binding; ATP binding; microtubule motor activity. Lineage: Eukaryota; Metazoa; Chordata; Actinopteri; Gobiiformes; Gobiidae. The coding region runs from base 288 to 3059 and encodes 923 amino acids. The record is from RefSeq and is a predicted model, not a curated record. The transcript has 19 exons.